Molecule: messenger RNA, 546 nt
Organism: Gongylonema pulchrum
Lineage: Eukaryota; Metazoa; Nematoda; Chromadorea; Rhabditida; Gongylonematidae
Source: the annotation of a GenBank genome assembly
AUGUAUGCUGCAACAAGUACCUAUCUCUCUCAACUUAUCGAUAUACCAAAACUUAAAGGAAUAAUUUUCGCAGAAUUUGAUGCAGACAAAGGUCCAGUAAUCAGAGUACAGGUGCCCGAUGUUUUAUUUGAUGCAAAACGAUUUGUACAAAGUGAUUCGUAUGCUCGUGGACGAUAUAUAUUCAAUUUAUGUUUUGUGGUCGAUAAAAACAGCCAAAUUGACUGCAUAUAUGAACCAAUGGUGCAAAAAUGCGCGGCUUAUCUAACACAGAUGGAAAAGGAUUCGGGAUUUUUAUCGCAAUCACAGGAUCAAUUACCGCCCAUAUUGCUGAAAAUAUUUGAAGGUCUAAACGAACAUGGAGAAUGCAAGGUCCCUGUAACUGACCAAACGAUCAUUUAUCUCAAACUUUGUUCUUCCUUUCACGGUAUCGAGCCACCUAAGGUGGAACCAUACAUGGUGCCAAUGUUCACGCGAAUUCCUCCACCGAACACCCCAGAUCAUCUCCCGAAAAUGGAUAUACUUUCACAGAAAAAUAUCAUGGCAUAA